AUGUACAGCAUGAUGAGAGGAGCAGGACGAGGCGGUGCCCCGAAGAGAUUCGAUGAAUACUACCGAUGCUAUCCUACCGUUAUGCUUCCAGGACCAGAGCGUGCCUAUCUCAAUUAUGGUGGCAAGAUCAUUCUACCGCCCUCAGCUUUGGAGAGACUCACACGCCUCCACAUCGUGUAUCCCAUGCUGUUUGAGCUCACAAAUGGCAACGAACAGAAGCAUACUCACGCAGGGGUCUUGGAGUUUGUUGCGGAGGAGGGAAAGGUCUAUCUUCCACAUUGGGCAAGUAACAUCCCGAAGCUCAAAUGAAGCCCACUAACAUCUUGCAGAUGAUGAAAACACUUCUUCUCGACACCGGAGAUCUCAUUCAGAUAAAGUCAACUGAUAUUCCCCGGGCAAAAUUUGUUAAACUACAAGCUCAAGAUAUUAACUUCCUCGAUAUCUCCGACCCUAAAGCCGUUCUCGAAAAAGCAUUCCGUGACUUUGCAACCGUUACGCAAGGAGACAUUUUUAGCUUUACAUACAACGAUACGAUAUACGACGUUGCUGUUAUCGAGGUCAAGCCACUUACUGAAAAAAUGGGUGUGUGCAUGUUAGAGACGGACGUUGAGGUCGAUUUCGCAGCCCCGGUAGGAUAUGUCGACCCGCCAUCGAACAGAGGUAGUGGAACGAGUACACCAAGAAGUGUGGCUGGGUUACCGGCAGGCGGUCUUUUGCACAGUCAAGGUACCAUGGCCCAGGCUAUCAAUUAUGAUACUAUCAAGCCAUCAUCCGGUACUGCAGCCGCUGGUGCCAAGGCAGUCUCAUCAAACUUUCUGCUCGGUGGACAAAAACUCAACGCGAAGAAAGGAGGUAAAGCACCAACCCCCAAGGCUUCUACGCCCGUUGCCGGGGCUUCCACAAAUCCCCCUCCUCAAGUGAUUCGUCGUACGAAUGGACCCGCACCACUCAGACUGACCCCCAACAAAUUAUUCUUCGGUUAUGAGGUCAAGCCUCUCAAAACACAAGCAGAUAAGGAUAAAGAAAACGCCGAAGCACUUCAACCACAUUUUGCCGGGCAGGGUAAUACACUUCGAGGAGGACCAGUGAAGGCCAAGCCUGAAUCAGAAAAGGCAGCUGAGCCAGUCAAAGAGAAAGAACCAGCAGUAGGUCGACGACUUGAUGGGAAGAAGGCUUGA
This is a messenger RNA of Hymenoscyphus albidus, 1178 nucleotides long. The record is from the annotation of a GenBank genome assembly. NCBI's taxonomy places the organism in Eukaryota, Fungi, Ascomycota, Leotiomycetes, Helotiales, Helotiaceae.